AUGAUAUUUCUUGGAAUUUAUUCUCAAACAGAUCUGCAGCCUAAAGAUCGAACUGACUUUAAAAGACAACAAGUUGAAAAUAGCAAGAGGAAAUGGAAAAUACUUAAUUCUGUUAAUGGAAUUAAAUUGAAAAGAUUACGCCUUAGCAAUGUUAAUAAAAGAAAUUUCUAUGAAUUUAAAUAUAAAGAGAAUCAAACAGAAAUGCACAAUCCAUCAACGUUGAAAAACGACAAAGAAACGUUGUCGACGUUUACGUCAUUACGUUGCGUUGUGCGAUGGCGUAUAACGUAG
Molecule: messenger RNA, 291 nt
Organism: Clunio marinus
Lineage: Eukaryota; Metazoa; Arthropoda; Insecta; Diptera; Chironomidae
Source: the annotation of a GenBank genome assembly